Messenger RNA from Trachemys scripta elegans, 2628 nucleotides. Its product is annotated as SLIT and NTRK-like protein 1. The record is from RefSeq and is a predicted model, not a curated record. The transcript is spliced from 2 exons. The coding region runs from base 1133 to 2413 and encodes 426 amino acids. Gene Ontology annotation, molecular function: protein binding. Lineage: Eukaryota; Metazoa; Chordata; Testudines; Emydidae. Gene Ontology annotation, cellular component: plasma membrane.
CACCGUCCCACCAGCCUAGGGAGUCAUGGAUUUGGGGGUGACGUAGUGGGGUCUCUGGUAACCCCACUGCUGAGGACCAUUCCUGGCGGAGAGAGAGCCGGGAGAGAGGAAACAGCGACCGUGACUUGGGGCUCGGGUUACUUCAGCACCGCAGCUGUGGCUGGUCUUUGUCUCCAGCCCUCGGACUGACACCCUGGCCCCAGCUGUGCUGAUGGCUCCAGGGAAUGAGCGGAUGCACCACAGGUCCCAGUGCCUGGGGCUUUGAUUCCCAAGGAGCUCCCUCCUCGCCCUCCAGCGGUUCGGCUCCUGAACCUUUCCUGCAUCUCGGGCAUUGUAAAGCAUUUGGACGCCUCCCUCGGCACGUGCUCCCCCGGAGCCCAGCCUGACAGCCCAGGGAACUGAAGACCCUGCUUCUCCCCAGGACAUGGGUAACGACAGGACGAGCUUUCCACACACACCCUCGACCCUGACCCGAGGGGGGAGUUCAGGCUCCUGGACUCUGGACUAACACCCACCAACCUGUUCUGCCCAAGCUGCUGACCAGUCGCCAGGAGGUACCCAGGCUGGUAUCGGGGCAGGAUUGGAGCUGGAGGUGGAAUCCUGAGUCACCCAAGCCCCCUGAAUGCUUCCUCAGUAAACGUCUGACCCUUAAAUGGGGAAAGAGGCCAGGGCACGGGCCUCCCUCGCCCCACAGCCGUCGCAAUGCACCAGAGGACCCACUAGGUGUCGCUGAUUACUCCAGACAAGGGGAACCAAGCAGCGCCCAUCUAACUCCAAGCCCUGCAUACAGCCGCCUCCUGGGUGGAUCGAACCCACUCUCCGGCAGAGACCGGUGGGGCUGACUUUUUCUUACCCUGCAGCCACGCCUGCAUAGCUUGUCCUGCCAGUAAAUUUCCACUGAAUUGAUUCGUCCUGCAUAAAGCCUGGCAUGUAGAUUUCAACACCCCCUACCCCCGCUGCACUGCCAUGGCCCAUCAGUACAAAGGUCUGCCCACUGAGUUGGCAGUUUGUCCAUAGCAGGGCAUUCUGGGAUAGCUAUACACGGUCCUAACAGGCCGUGGGGUGGAAGAGAAGGUAGAGUCAGACCUGUUUGCAGUGUUGUCUGUCCCAGGAUAUUGGAGAUUCAAGAGGGAUGAGGUCAUAUCUUUCAAGGGACCAGCUGCCUGGUCGCGAGCUGUGGGCAUUCAUCCUCUGGGCUGGGCUGUUGCUCGCCACGCAACUUGCUCUAGGAACUGUGGAGGACGCCUGCAACUGCAGUACCACCGUGGCCUUCUCGGAUUUUCAGGCAGCUCCGGCCCGCCAGACAUGCUGUUUGAACUUCACCGGGGCUGAAAUUGGCUCCCUGGACUGGAGCCUCUUUGGUGGAGUAACAGGCCUGAGAGAGCUAUACCUCUCGCACUGCGGCGUGGUGGACAUUGUCAAUGCGCCCGGUGCGCCCGGCAGGCUGGAGAUCUUGCACUUGGAUCACAAUCAGUUGGAAAAGCUUCCAGAAAGUUUCCUAGAAGAUGCCCCGCAAUUGAGGGUCCUUCGUUUGGACAGCAACAAGCUUCGCAAGCUGCCCAAAUCCUUCCUGAGAGCUUCCACCCAAAUCCAAGAGAUUCACCUUGGCUUCAAUGACUUGGCCUCCCUUCCCGCCAGUGUCUUUAAGCCCUCUCUCACCAGGCUCGGCCUAGCCAACAAUAGCUGGGAUUGCACCUGCGCCUUGCUUGGUGACCUGGAGAAGUAUCCCCCAGAGCCACCCAGCGGGGACAUGCAGGGCCCUGUCGUGGUGUGCAGCACCCCAGAGCGUUACCGCAGCAUGGACAUCCGAGACAUCCGUAAGCAGGAGCUCUGCCGGGCCCACAGCUUGACCGCCCUGUUCAUCUGCUUGCCCCUGGUGGUCGUUUUAGCCCUGGUCGCCUGGUGCUUUUGCAGGCAGAAGAGAAAGACGGGCUACGCCCUCAGCCGCAGGCCGGAGUGCCACCUGGCCACAGUGGAGAGGAACGGUGCCAAGGGGCUGGCAGAGCCGCACCGCUACAUCCAGUGUGAGCCGCCCACUGCCCCCGCCGAGAGCGAGAAGAACACGCUGCUGAGGAACCAGGUCCUGCUGAAGCCCUCCACCGCCCUGCUGGGGAGCAACAGGGACCUCUACGAAGAGGUGGAAAUCAAGCUGGGGGCCUUGGACGAUUCCUUUGUGCUGGUCAACCAAGGGAGCCUCAGCCAGGAGACGGGUCCCGCGGGGGCACCGGCGGCAGAGGAGCUGGCGGGCAGCGACCCGGAAGCAGAGACAGUGAGCGUGACGGACGUGCUGAAGGACUCGGUGGACCGAGAGAAGCUCUACAUGGGCCAGGCGGUGGAUUAUUACAACCUGGUGCCUGCCAUUGAGUUGGAGGACUCCGACCAGCAGGAGUACGAGACCAUUGACCUGCACUGAGGCUUGGCCCGUGAGGGGUGUCCCGGGAACCUGGGGCCGUACCCUGCCCUUGCUGACACCCAGCGCGCUCCCGGGGGUGGGAGAGGGUGGGAGCUAGUGCGGGAUGCGGCUGGAGGGCAGUGAAUUGAGCUUGUCACUCAAACGACCGUUGUCAUGUCGAUCCAUUGGACUGGAGCGAGAGCGAUUGUACGUGAGGUAUAAAUGUCUGGAAAUGA